This is a messenger RNA of Tuber melanosporum (Perigord truffle), 737 nucleotides long. RefSeq lists its product as uncharacterized. Gene Ontology annotation, cellular component: mitochondrial large ribosomal subunit; ribosome. Gene Ontology annotation, biological process: translation. Gene Ontology annotation, molecular function: structural constituent of ribosome. NCBI's taxonomy places the organism in Eukaryota, Fungi, Ascomycota, Pezizomycetes, Pezizales, Tuberaceae. Bases 290 to 589 code for a protein of 99 amino acids. The transcript has a single exon. The record is from RefSeq and is a predicted model, not a curated record.
AAAGCACAUUUUCUGCCGCCGUUCUCGACAGAUAGGUACCGCAGCCCCGCCCGCCAGAUACUCGAUAUCGUAAUAAUCCCGACCGGCCGGGACAAUCGUCAAGAGGCGGUCAAGCACCCUCCGCAAUUUGCGCCAAUGAUUCCUGCAUCUGUUCCUCUACGGCUUCUCCGCUCAAUGCCUGCGGCAUUUCACCGAACGGCAUCCUUCACCGCCAGUGCUUUUCGAAGGGAAGAGGAUGCGUCUAAUCCAGGCAAGCUAGCUACGCUUCCCAAGAACACGCUCUCUUCUGAUGUUACCAACAACUAACUGCUAUAUAGUACAACGGAAAAUCGAACCACUACCGUACUUCGUCCACCGGACCGAGAACAAUAAUUUUCCCGUCUAUCAAGAAUACAAGGCGGGAGGGAACAAACUUCAGACUCGCAUACGGAGGGUUGAGGGUAAUCUUCAAUUUUUGAGGGAUCAAAUCGAGAGCGCUUUGCGGAUGGAGAAGGGACAAGUGAAGAUCAGUUCUCUCGCUGGGCACGUCAUAGUAAAGGGCCGGAGGAGAGAUGAGAUCGUAAGGUUUCUGUCAGAUCUUGGGUUUUGAUGUGAGAUUUCUACUUAUCACUAUCAAAUAUGUAUAUUGUGUGAUGGUAUUAUUUGGCGUUCGUUUCUUUAUGGCGAAAGAGGGACUCGACCAGCUUGUAAGUGUACAAAAUAGAACAAAGAAGGGGCAUGAAAGACCUCCCAGAAAA